GCAGGGAUGCGUCAGGCGUCCGAGACCCUCCGUGGCAGGGCGAGGCCUAGGGGCCAUUCGGGGGACGCCACGACCGCCCCCGGGAACAGUACAGGAGGGUGUGGACAGAUGCGGCCGCCCCCGCGGGGUACUCUUCAAGUGCUCCGCGGCGACGGGGCCUCUGUGGGGACUGUCAUCGUGUUCCACUGCCCCUCAGGACACCAGAUGGUGGGGUCUGGCCUCCUCGCCUGCACCUGGAAGGGGAGCGUCGCUGAGUGGUCUCAGGGACCCCCUGUGUGCAAAGCUGUGACGCCCCAUGAGACCUUUGGCUUCAGGGUGGCCGUGAUCGCCUCCAUCGUCAGCUGCGCCAUCAUCCUGCUCAUGUCCAUGGCCUUCCUCACCUGCUGCCUCCUGAAGUGCGUGAAGAGGACCGAGCAGCGCGCUUCGACAGCUGCCCAGCUGUGGCUCCAGCUGCGAGGUGAAGACUUGGAGACGCUGCAGGCCACCUACCUGGGCCUCCCGGGCUUGAAGAACAGCAGCGGCAAUCGGUCCCUGCAGAGCCCGAGCUCGGACUGGCUGUCGGGCACUGGCCCUCGGGCUGCGCCGCGUUUCCCACGCAGGUGCCUGGGUGCUGGGGCGGGGCGGGCGCCCCCGCACAUGCAGACGGCGCUCUUGGGGCCGAGAGACCUCGGUGAGCGCGCCAGAGCGCUGGCUGGUGUGGCCGGCUGCGUGGACAAGGACCCCCGGGCCCCUGGCAGUGCCGCCUGCUCACCCUGGGCCCCGGUGACGGUGCACAGUGAACCCUGGGAAGACCCCGCCUGCCCCCAGGCCCACCACUGUGAGGCCCAGACGGUCCAGGCCCGAGCUGCCCUCCACACCGAGGCGACCGGGCCGACCUGUCAGCUGGCCACCUGUGUUUCGACGUGUGUCCAGCUCGAGGCGGGUCAGUGA
Messenger RNA from Myotis lucifugus (little brown bat), 930 nucleotides. It is a transcript of the gene SUSD3, whose product is annotated as sushi domain containing 3. The record is from RefSeq and is a predicted model, not a curated record. Gene Ontology annotation, cellular component: plasma membrane. Lineage: Eukaryota; Metazoa; Chordata; Mammalia; Chiroptera; Vespertilionidae.